Molecule: messenger RNA, 1373 nt
Organism: Chenopodium quinoa (quinoa)
Lineage: Eukaryota; Viridiplantae; Streptophyta; Magnoliopsida; Caryophyllales; Amaranthaceae
Product: histone-lysine N-methyltransferase SETD1B-like
Exons: 6
Coding region: 417-1145 (242 amino acids)
Source: RefSeq, a predicted model, not a curated record
GUUUUUAUUUAGUUUUUCUGUAUUUUUUUUUUCAUGUUUGUUAACACUGUAAUAAUAAUACCAAUAAAUCGUGUAAAUAAAUAAAAUCUCCAAUUUUCUGAAUUCAUACCCCAAACAAGGAAAAGGGGGAAAAACAAAAACCCAGAACUUCAAUAUCUCUCCUUCAAUUUCUAACCCCAAAUUUAAUGGGAAUCGAAAAUUAUCCCCAAUUACAAGCUUAAAUUUGCUUGUUUGAAUCUCGUUACAGAGAGAUUAUCGAUUAUCAAUCAAAUUUCGAAUUUUGGAGCUUUAUAAUUGUACAGUAGAGAUUUAAUCGGGAAAAUUAGGGUUUCUUUUUCGAUUCAAUUUGGUUUAAUUUUCAUCAAAUUAUGUUCUUUUAGGGUUAAAUUGAUUGUAGAUAAGUAGAGAUUAGGGUUAUGGAGACGGCGGAGAGCAGUAAUAGAGGGAGGAAAGAGAGAGAAGAAGUGAAAGUGAAGUUGAAGACAUUGAAAGCAGUUAUGGAACAGUGUCAAAGAGCUCUUGAAUCUCUCAACGCCGAUGGUUUACACGAUGAUGCCGAUAAUUCUGAUGAUAAUGAUGAUGAUGAUGAAGAUGAUAGCAAAGUAGCUGAUGAAAGAGAUAAUUGCGGUCGAUCUUCGCCUUCUUCUUCCCCAGAUUAUGAAGCCGAGGAACUGUGUGGUUUGAUUAAGUCGAGGUUAGAAGGUCCAGAAUUUCUUGAAAGGAUAGAGAGUGCUCAGCUCUCAGUUCAACAAAAACUUCCUGGAGAAGAAGGUAAUUCUUGGGACAUGGUGAGUGAUAAUGAUUUGUGGGAAGGUGGGAGUGCUGAGGAUGAUGAAGAAGACUUUGUAGUUGUUCGGCAAGAAGACAUUGUCGAUGGAAUAGCGUGCUUCAUGGCUGCUUAUCUAUUGUCUCUUAAACAGACGAAGGAUCUGAGUCCUAACAAACUCCAAGAUGCUCUUAGCAAAACUUUCUCGAUAAAAAAGAGAAAGGGGAAGCUACGAAAAGCAUUGGAUGGAACUAGAGUAAUCUACAAUGUUGCGUCCUGGAGUGCAACUGCAGUUGGAAUAUAUCAAAAUCCUGCACUUCUUAGAGUUGCGACAACAGCCUUCUGGACCUCUUGCCGUGUCAUAUCAAGGCUUUUCUAAAUUGUUUCCAGUUAGAGAAGCCCAAGAGGGCUGACCAUGCUUCAUGUGUUCGGUUAAAUUUGUACAAUCCUUUCACGUUCCACAAAAUACUAUAGAAAGCAAGUGCAUUCUUUUGUGUGCUGGAUUGAUUGAAUUCUCAGCAGAAACAGAUCAUGUAAAUAUCUCCAUUUAAAUUAAUUCAUCAGUUUCAGGGUGCUUAACAGUUACUGUACACCUUUCUUUUCUCAA